Molecule: messenger RNA, 2152 nt
Organism: Oryctolagus cuniculus (rabbit)
Lineage: Eukaryota; Metazoa; Chordata; Mammalia; Lagomorpha; Leporidae
Source: RefSeq, a predicted model, not a curated record
GCAAGACUCAGACACCUGCUUGCUCUGCCAGCCCCACUCCUAGGCUGCUCCAUAUAUACAGUCCCAUGUGGGGGGAAGCAGCUGCCCUUGAGCCUCAGGACAACCACUGGGUCUGUUCUCACAGGAGCUUCUGCACAGAGACUGGGUAAGUUACUGGGACAAGGAGGGGAGCCACAGGCCAGCAACUGAGGGAAGGGUGAGCUGAAGUCAGUGCCCAGGAGACGUGGUACACGUUGGGGAUGGGAAGGGAAUUGGAUAUAUGACCCAGAGUGACAGCAGAGGGGCCUACAGCAUGAGCCACAAAGAAUGUGUCAUAGCUAGGCCAGGAUCCGCAUGGUCACUUCUCUUCUUACGGGAAACAUGGCUUCAAAGCUGGACAAUUUCCAACUAUGUCUCUUGCUGUUGCUGGGGAUCUUAGGAACAGCUGUGUCAUUCCAGGCCAUCCCUCCUAAUUUAACCCCAGCUCAGUGGUUUGCAAUUCAGCACAUAAAAAUGGCCAACAGCAUUGUAUGUGGCAGUGCAAUGCGGGUAGUAAACAGUUACACAGGACACUGCAAAGGCAAGAACACUUUUCUUAAUAUAACUUUCAGUGAUGCUGUGGGUACUUGUGUUCACACCCCAAAUAUGCGCUGCCUGAGAAGCUCCAGGACAAAUUGCCAUCAGAGCUCACGCCGGGUACCUUUGACAGACUGUAUCCUGACCAGAAAUGCAAAGAACUACAGGCUUUGCACAUAUAGAAAGUUAACAAAAAAUAAAUCCUAUGUAAUUGCUUGUGCCCACAAAUCUCCGAACGAUUCUCCUGUAUUCCCAAUAGUUCCAGUUCACUUAGAUGGGACAGUGUAGUUCCUGUGCCACCCCUCAUCUGCCAAGCUCCACGAUAGCCCGAAUCCCAUCCCGCCACCCUGGAUAGCACCGUCUGUCCUCAUCACUGUGGGGAGCAACUGGGAGCAACUCGGACUAGACUAAGUUACUGGAAUUAAGACUUAUUCUAUGCAUCUGCUCUCCCACAAUAUGGCGCUGGGAGAGGAGAAAACAGCUUCUACACAGCUGCCUCCAGUUCAGCCAAUAAACUGUAGGACCUGCUCCUGAUUGGAGGAGAGCAGCGUACUCGGCGUGUGGGCAGCCGAGUUAGGAUUGGCGGAGGAAGACUAUAAGGGAGGAGAGAGACGGCAUGCACCAGGAACAUCUAACGGGAACAUCUAAGGGGAACACCUGUGCAGCCCCCGAGAGAGCCGGCCGGCGGUGUGCCGCUCCCCUGCGGAAGUGGGGAAUGUGGCCAGGGGGAACUGCCCUUCCACGGAAGUGGAAGGGACAGUAGCCAACCCGGGAAGAACCAGCAGCAAACCCGGGAAGGGCCAAGCAGACCAAAGAACAGCGCAGGGUCCUGUGUCGUUCCUCCACGAAGAGGGGGAGCGACAUAAUGGUGCCGUGACUCGGAUAUGAAGCCUAGGCAGGGCUUAGUGUCGUUCCUCCACGAAGAGGGGGAGCGACAAUCACCACUCCCCAACCUCCUUCAAGCUUUGCUGAGCUGAAAUGCCUGUGGACUGUUCAAUAAACUGUGUGGAAUCAUCUAGAUCUUAUGUGUUUCUCUCUGUCACUCUGAUGUCAGGCACAAUCUGACCCAGAGACACUUCUGUUACUCUGCACUAAGAGUCUGGGGGACAGUGAGCUGCAAGAAUGAGAUUCUGCGUGAGGAAGCAGCACAGACUUCUUCCUCUCCUGCCUGAAGCUAAGCUGCAGGCCCCACUGAUGACUGCCUACUGACAAAGACCUUGUGCUUAGCAAACUGUACUCGGGCAUCUCUGGACCCUCUUCAUAACCAAGCCCUUACUGGGCUUCAGAGUCCUUCCUCGUGGAGUCCGAUGUUAAUAGGAACCCUCCUAACUCAGUUUCUCCUGAAUCUCUCACCCUUGAUACCUCAUCAAGUUUCUCUUCCCCACUUACUCCAUGAUCUGAUGUGGUAUCAGAUCACCCUUGGGAGCCUAAAUUUUAUGUGUUGCACUAAAAUAAAUUUAGCUUAAUUCCACCUUUCCGUUUUUUUAAGUAGCUUCAUGCAAGACGACUUCCGCUCCAGUCCCCAACAAGAUGUUCUCUGUGUCUGUCUGAGGCCUCACUGGCACGGCUUUUACAAUGCGAAUUUCCAGCAGUAUGC